CAGGAGAAUUACAUAAUCAUAAACACAGAGCUAUCGUUCAAAAGUUCCACAAAAACAUACAACAAAACCGAAAAAACAAGACACAAAUAUGUCUACAAUGAUACCUUCUUUCACGUGUGUCACAGUUCUAAAGAAGCACAAACCGUGUUCACGAUUAGAGAUUAGAGCUCAAAGUUUGAGGGACGAAGGGAGAUCGAGUAAUCUUGUUGAUUCGAAUAUGAAGAUUCUGAAGGAUAGAAUUGAAGCUAUGAGAAUGAAAGAGAGAUUGGAAAUGAACUGUAGACCAAAUGGAUGGGAUUACACCUCAAGUUACAUACGUAAACCUAAAAAGCAACAAGAAUAUUUGCAAACAGUAGCUCUAAUUUGUGGCACAACCAGCUUGCCUGUUCUUAUUGGAACUGGUCUUCUUUGCAUUUUUUCUGUCAUUGCUCGUGUUAACCUAUGAGAAACCGGAAACGAUGACCAAACGACACUAGUUCAAGAAAAGGAAGAAACCAAAACAGAAUCACGAGCUUCUAUCUUUUGCGAAGAUGUGAUGAUUUAGGUGAAUUAAAUUGAUAUUUUAUGUUUAUGGUAAGAAAUCAAUUCUUUAAUUAUGUACAAUUCUAUUUUUUUUUAUUGAAAAGAGACUUGUUAUAUACUAGUUUAAUCUUUUAUAUCGUAUAUUUGACUGGGUUUUGGGUGAUUAUUUUUUAAUAUUUAGUGGAAAUUGUUUCUUAU
Molecule: messenger RNA, 720 nt
Organism: Lactuca sativa (garden lettuce)
Lineage: Eukaryota; Viridiplantae; Streptophyta; Magnoliopsida; Asterales; Asteraceae
Source: RefSeq, a predicted model, not a curated record